ACAGUGACACGUUAUGCCUGUCUUGCAAAAGCCUCUAAAAUCUGUCUGCACGCCCUGCAUGCUCUGCUCAACACGGAGCUUUCAGAAAACAACAAGCAGAUGUCCAAAAAGCUGUUCACACUGAACAGACGGUGGCUCGGCUAUCAUAAGGUGAAUCUCAGAUCACGUUGUUAAGAGAACAGUGAGUGAUUUUAUGCUGCACUACGUCCACAGACGUCUGGUUUUCUUGACGUCAGGAGAAGUCUGAGCGGACCCAGCGCUGCGCACAAGCACAGCAACCACAUCGCUCCCAGAGGGAAGGAGAACACAUCACAGCCACAGAUCGCCAUUUAGCUGUAGUGUGGCGAAUCCGAUCAGCAUUGUAGGAUGCCUCUUGGAGAGGAUGGAAAUGGAUGGAAAAAGAAGACAUCAGACAUCAAAGAACAUUAUGACUUCAAAGAAGUGCUGGGAACGGGAGCUUUCUCAGAGGUGGUUCUAGCAGAGGAGAAAAGAACCCAGAGGCUUGUGGCAAUCAAGUGCAUCCCCAAGAAAGCGUUGGAAGGCAAAGAGAACAACAUAGAAAAUGAAAUUGCGGUACUACACAGAAUCAAGCACCCCAACAUUGUUACACUGGAGGACAUCUUUGAAAGUACAUCCCAUCUAUAUCUCGUCAUGCAGCUGGUAUCUGGAGGUGAGCUCUUUGACAGGAUUGUGGAGAAAGGCUUCUACACGGAGAGAGAUGCCAGCCAACUCAUCCACCAGAUCUUGGAUGCAGUCAAAUAUCUCCACGAUAUGGGGAUCGUCCACAGAGACUUGAAGCCAGAGAAUCUGCUGUAUUACAGCAUGGACGAAGACUCCAAAAUAAUGAUUAGUGACUUUGGACUGUCAAAGAUAGAGGGCGCGGGCAGUGUUAUGUCCACAGCCUGCGGUACUCCGGGAUAUGUGGCUCCCGAGGUGCUCGCCCAGAAGCCCUACAGCAAAGCAGUCGACUGCUGGUCUAUAGGAGUUAUUUCUUAUAUUCUGUUAUGUGGAUACCCUCCGUUUUACGAUGAAAACGAUGCCAAGUUAUUUGAGCAGAUUCUGAAAGCAGAGUAUGAAUUUGACUCUCCGUACUGGGAUGACAUCUCAGAUUCAGCCAAAGACUUCAUCUGUCACCUGAUGGAGAAAGAGCCUUUGAAGAGAUAUACAUGUGAUCAGGCCCUCCAGCAUCCAUGGAUAUGUGGAGAUACAGCUCUGGACAAGAAUAUCCACGAAUCUGUCAGCGCUCAAAUCAAGAAGAACUUUGCCAAAAGUAAAUGGAAGCAAGCAUUUAAUGCCACAGCGGUGGUGCGCCACAUGAGGAAGCUGCAGCUGGGCACGAGUCUCGAGGGACCCAGUCAGAUCACUCCCACCAGUCCCUGCCAUGGACAUCUGCUCCCAGAGGAGGAGGAGGAGGAGGAGGAAGAUGAUCUGGGGAACGGAGAGGAGGAGAGCUUGUCACACUACGAGGACGGCCGCCGCGGUAGCACCGAGGGCAGCGCAGACCGGGACAGCCUGAGAAGCUGCACCUACUGCUGCAGGCCGGCCAGUCGCGUUUGAGCAAAACCUCAUGGAGACAUUGUAUCCCUGGAGCACCCAGAGCCCGCCCGCCCAGUCUGGCCAGGAAUGCAGAGUAGUUAUCAGGCAGUGUCCACCAGAGUACAUUCACAGCGAGCAGGUCACUGUCACAGUGUGGAGAAACACACUGUAAGUCUUUGUCCCAAAAGAAAAACAAGAAAAGAAAUACACAUCCUGAGUCAAGACACACAAGUUUUAACUUUUUUUUUGCAGAACAGAAUGCUCCAAGUGAGCAGUAAUUUAAAGUAAGGGCCUGUCUGUGUGAUUAGCAACCCAACAUGUAGUUGUCUUUUGAAAACAGGGGUCAUUUAACAGUGUGUGCAUUACAAGAAGUGGUUGUGGAUGUCUCUGGAGUCGUGAUCAAAGACGAGGCAGUGGCCUAAAGGCAUUCUUCUCGAUUAUUUUUGUUUUCACAUUAUCUGUCACAUCUACCUCUAAUCACAAUUACCGUCCGUCUGCAUCCAUCUGGCUCACAAACUCUGCAUUACUGGCAGCUUUCUCCAAAAAUCUGGCCAGACAGGGCACAAAGAAAAUAAAAAGGGAACACUUUCUAAAAAGGGAAAUACUGAAAGCUACUCCUGCAUGUCUUUAUACUCCUUACCCAUCAAUGUGACUCGGUCCAGUCACUGACCAAGUAGCUGUUUAGUUUUAAUAGAGUAAAUCUUAAAAGGCAUGACUUCACUGCCGACACCACCUUCCCAUUUGUUCAGUUUGAUCACUCUGUCUUUUUUCUCAUAUUAGGUGUUUCUGUCCUUUUUAGAAGUAUUUCUGACUUUUUUUAAACCUUUUUUUUUUGGUUUUUGGAUAAUGAAGGGUGAUUCUGGGGGUUAUGGACUCUAUAUUCUGGCUCAGACUGGGUUUGUGAAGAGUGGUUCUGACCUGGAGUGUCUGCAUGCUUCUGUUUGGGGAAAAAAAACAUUGAAAUGUAUGAAUAUCAAAAGGAGACUUUUUUGUUUGUUUUAUGGCUGUUCUGUUAUCAGAGGCUCAAACUGAGAUCCCCGUAAGUCUGUAAAUCACAGGAAUCUGACCUCCCUCCGUGGGCUUACAUCAUGUUAGGAGGAGUUAUUUUGAAGGUGCGAUUAUGUUGAGAAUCCACUGUGCGUGGGAAGAAAAUGAUUACAUUCAUAUCACGCUCAUCCUCCCUGUUCUGUUUCUAUCAAGCGUCUAAAUAUCCGCCUGCUGUCAGUCUGUGAGUCUUAUGCCCAGUCGGAGGGAUCUCAGUCUGGGCGCUCCGCCUGCUCUGUGCUGUGCACCUCUAGUGGAAGAAGUUUUGGUCUACUGUUUGCAUGACCUGGUUAAAUAUGUUUACAUGAAUGAUGAUCAAUUAGUAUAAACACACAUGAUUAUUAUUACUCUGUUGUAUUGAAAAAUGAUGUAAUACUGUAAUUUUGAGCUAUAUAAUGUGAAGUGAGUAACACCAGAAGUAAUGUUGUUGACAAAGUACAACACAGCACAGUGGACUUAUCAUUUGCAUUGAUGGUCAAGUCUCUAACCGAGUGACAUUUCUCCUGUACUAUGUUUAUUUAUGACUCUUUUUUCCCCCCCGGUCUGUUUUCUUGCUGUUGCUUUUGUAGAAUCUAUUAAUUCCUCCAACACAAGCAGGAAAAAUACGGAUAUAUCUUCAAUUUAAACAGGUGCCAGCCACGGUAAAAAAAUAAAAAAAAAACAUUAAAAGAAAUAUCUUGGUGCUGGAAGCAUCGCCUGUCUGCUGUGGGAGUAGCCUUCAGUGUGAAAGCUGAUAGAUGAACUACAGUACUAAGCCAUACAGUGAGGUGGGGAUGUUUAACUGUAGAUUCAGAUCAUCUUAUGAAUAAUAUGCCUCAGAUGAAGAUUUUUUUGGCACAAUAUCCACUGAAAAAAUAGAACAAAAUUCACCUGAAAACACUUAAAUCUUGAUAUUAAUCAUGCCAUGACAUUGUUAAUUUAAGGUAUUAUUAGAUAGCUGUAGAGAGACACAACCAUUAAACCCCUCAAUCUGCCAUUGAUACUAACAGGUCCGUAGUACAAUAAAAGAAGGCAAUCACUCUGGAUUUACAUGACUGUAAUUGUGGAAAAUAUGCAAACUGUGUGUGAAGGGCUUCAUGUUCACUGUACGAUAGCCAGUGUUGAUGACUUUGAUAACCUGGCUAUUAUUUGUUUGGUAAUGACCUUAUAUUGAACCUUACCUGGGAUUUGUUUCCACUUGGCUGUGUUCUUUUUUUUUUAAGCUUAUUUUACCCAUUACAAACACAUCUAAAUGCAUAAAAGAAACACGUGUAUAUUAUAUAUAUAAAUAUAAGUAUAUAUUGUAUAUCCUUUUUUGUAAAAGCUGUUUUGAGCUACAAAUGUAUGGAUGCAAUGCAUCAUGGGUUAUUGAACAAGAUGUAAGAAAAUACAAUGAUUUGUACCCACAGAGAAAUGAUUGCAGGAAAUGAAAUAAAACUUCCUUGUCUAUG
Molecule: messenger RNA, 4010 nt
Organism: Centropristis striata (black sea bass)
Lineage: Eukaryota; Metazoa; Chordata; Actinopteri; Perciformes; Serranidae
Gene: camk1a
Product: calcium/calmodulin-dependent protein kinase Ia
Exons: 12
Coding region: 367-1557 (396 amino acids)
Biological process (GO): peptidyl-serine phosphorylation
Cellular component (GO): intracellular anatomical structure
Molecular function (GO): calcium/calmodulin-dependent protein kinase activity; calmodulin binding; ATP binding
Source: RefSeq, a predicted model, not a curated record